Messenger RNA from Papilio xuthus (Asian swallowtail), 3728 nucleotides. RefSeq names its product non-specific lethal 1 (gene nsl1). The coding region runs from base 453 to 2879 and encodes 808 amino acids. NCBI's taxonomy places the organism in Eukaryota, Metazoa, Arthropoda, Insecta, Lepidoptera, Papilionidae. The record is from RefSeq and is a predicted model, not a curated record. The transcript is spliced from 11 exons. Gene Ontology annotation, cellular component: NSL complex. Gene Ontology annotation, molecular function: histone acetyltransferase binding.
AAUACGUUUGUUCGCUAGUAUAAAUUGGUUAUUUUAAUAGAGUUUUGAACUAUAACCCGUCAUAUAAAACCAAAAUAUUGUUUCUUUUUAGUACUCAAGUGAUCAUAAAUUUUUACUUGCCAUACAGUUCAAUUUAUUUAACGCGACGCAUCAUUGGCUUCCCGUAAAAGUGUUUUAGAAGUGUAUCAUUUCCUGUUUCAUAUCAUACAGAAACAAGCAACUGCGAUCGCUAGCAUAUUCUUUUCGUUAUCACGUGCGCGGCGAGCGGCUCCGCGCUGUGUAUAUGGUGCAUAGAACCGGCGGGAGACUGAUAAUGGUUGCCACGAAUUGUGUUGCAGUGGUUACAGUGUUGUGAAGUAGUGUUGAGUGUUGUUACAUAAGGGGAAGAUGGUUAAUUUAGAGAGCCCGCCCUGACGCGCCUAGCGGCGUCAGCGACGGGCGGCGCCCGGGUCAUGGCCCCGGCGCUCUCCGUCGCUUCCCAAGAUCACUUCGAAACGAUUGAAAACUUCGAGAAGCCUCCUAGACGGGCGCUCGCGUCCGUCGACAACCUCGCAACACACAUGGAGGAAGAAAUGGGCCUCCAAAACCAACCUAGCCUCGCUAAGGACUCGCAAGAAAUGGAACAAAUUUUGGUCGACUUGGGCAGUAGUGAUAUCGCUCAAGCCGACCUUCUCCAAGCUAUCAAGACUUUAGAAUCUGGCGGCGAUGCACUCUCUACGGGCGAAACUGAUGCCAUUUUUCCGUUAUCUGGCUUCGAUUUGACUGAAAAUGUUGAUUCUGAAGGCGAUACCACCGAGGACAAAAUUAAACUCCUCCAAGUGAGGUUAGAAAGACGUUGCGCUUUUUUGCAGCGGCGAUUACGAAUACUACAGGCUAGAGCUAUAGGCAAAAGAAUAUCGGAGGAGGUGGCUCAGACAUUUGAGAAAUCCACCCGCGGUGCCAGGAAAGAUGGUGGAGGAAGACCAAUGGGUUUAAAAGCUUUCUUGAAGAAAAUUGAGACCAGUGCUACAUUACAAGCAAGUGCUGCAUCUAGAACGGUUGUUGGGCCUAAAUAUUACAGUGCCAGUACAUCUAGAGGGGAUGCGUCAAGAUCUGCGUCAAUUGGGAUAUCAUCAGGAACAUUGGCGGGCUUGGAGGACACAGCAGGAGCUUUGCGUUCACACUUGUCCAUGGUUAAAGUGCAACUGGACUCAGAUGCCACAGCAUCAUCCUCUGGAGCAGAGAGCAAUGACGAGGCUGUUAGUUAUAACAAUCCCCAUCAGGAAAAAAUGGCAAUUGAGAAACGAGCAUUGUGGUCAUGGCAGAAGGCGAGAGCUUCAAUCGCAGCACGCUGGUGUUGGCUGCAGGCACAGGUCCAAGAGUUGGAGUACAAGAUACGGCAGCACAAUGAACUGCACAAGCAGGUCCGUGAAGCAAAAGGAUCUGUGCAGUUGGAAGGUGAACCAGUAGGCUAUGAGGGUUCGUUGCCGGGAGACGACGGCGUGGCGACCUGCGCCCGAGUGCGUCCCCUGAGGAGGGACACUUUCAAGAAGAGAAAGUUGUUGCAGAUGCACAAUCUGCAUAUUGCAACUCCUAAGGCUGCUAAACCUUCGGAUGUAAAAUGCAGCUGCCGACACCCGAUGGAGAGCUGCGCGGUGUGCACGGGGCGCGCCGAGGCCACGCAGCCGCGCUGCUGGGCUGCGCUACCGCCCGCACAGCGCGUAGCCCUCGUUGACCCUGGGUACCAUCCUGUGCUCAGUGACGUCAAAGACAUCUCGCCUGCGAUCCACAUGAGCGCGCUAACAUCGCGGCCGUGGUUCCGGUCGCGAUGCAACAAGGCGUACCGCGGCGCGCACCACGCCGGCCCGCCGCGUGCCAACCACAACACCGCACCAACCACCGCACCAGCCACCGUCACCAGCCCACACAACAAUUCUAACACCAUUAUCAAGAAACAUCCCACAAGAUUGAAGCGAGGUAGACCUCCAUUAUCAAGAAAAAUUAAAGAAAAGGAAAGAGAAGAAGAUAAUUCAACAUCCGGGAAAGAAAGAUGUCGCGGUCGUUCGAGCACGGAGUCUCGCGCACGUCGUCCUUCCUACGACAUCGAUAACAUCGUCAUCCCGCAAAGUGUCGCUGCCAACACGCGACCAGAAAUACUCACCUACAAGGAAAUCAUCACCCCCAAAUGGAGAGUUCUCGAGUUACCCGAGGUCCCACUCAAUAAUGGUAUUAGCAAGUCCAGUCGAAAGUCUGAAGAUAGUGAGGAGGAAGACAUUUCGGAAGCGGCGAUGGUAGCGCGGCACUCGCGCGCUGAAGUGAGCGAACGCAGUCGGUACAUGCGCAAGCAGCGCUCACGUCGCUCGAACCACGAGGAUCCACAAGCCCAGUCUCUUCCCCAGUCCCAAACUAUCUCCCAGACCCACACAAUGUCCCAUUCCGAGACAAUAUCCCAGACCCGGACAAUGUCCCAAUCCCAGACAAUCUCCCAGACUCAGACAAUGUCCCAGUCCCAAACAAUAUCCCAGUCCCAAACAAUAUACCAGUCUCACUCCAUACCCCAGUCGCAGAGUAUUUCCCUGUUGCUACCCCAGCACCCCGAUCCAGCGCCGUCGCCGCAACGAGUACACGAGACAGUGAGACCGUACUCACCAAGGCGUUUCCCUUUAUCCGAGGCGACUUAUCAAGAAAUGCUGGCGACCAUGCCGCCCGAGUACCGCCCCGCCAGUCCACCGACCCACUGGGGUAGCUCCUCGCACUCCGGUUUCGAGGAUGUAGAUAUGGAGGACGGCAGUAGUCUCUCCCCAAUGUCUCCGCUGAUCUUCGAUGGAGACGACCCUGAUGACGCCGAGUGGAACCCCGGUUCAGAACGAGUGGAAAGACGGAAAAGUGGCUUCAGAUGAAGAUAAAUAAUUACAAAGUGUUUAUAAUUCAAAGUGUCAGUGUUAUGGUGAGAUAGUGAUGGUUAAAUUUAACUAGUGUUUAAAUUGUUGAUACAUUGAUGUCCAUUGUCUACUGAAACCAAGCUUUUUGCAGUUAACUUGUACUAUUUGAUUGUAAACACGUUAGCUGCUAGAAUGAUUUUUCGAAAAACGAAAAAAAUUGACCUGCUGUUUAUAAGCUUUAUGGGGCCUUGCAGGUCACGCUGUAUACAACAAUUCGAUUAAAAAGCGUCCGACAAGCCACAGCGUGGUGUUGUAUGGAAGUAGGGCUUGUCGGACAUAUAGUCCGACAUGGUAGCUAAAGUGUUAACGAAAAGUCUGCAAUCUCUGUCUAUCUCCUAAGUUCAAUUUUAGUCUGGUCAAGUAGAUUAAAGAUGUUUAAAUACCUUGAAUCAAAAUGAUUGUGCCGUCAGAGAAUGCAAGCUAAGUUUGAUAAAAUCACUCAAAAACUAUUAUGGACACAAAAAAUUCAGGCUAUUGGAAAAAAAGUAGAUAAUUUGGUAAUUACAAGAUACCACUCAAAAAUAAAUUUUAUAUUUGUCAUGUUAAAAUAUAAAUUGAUCAAACAGUGAGUUAAAUGUUUUCACUAUCAUUAUUAUAAACAAUAAAUACAUGGUCAUAAUUCAGUUAACUUUGGCACUUUAGCACCCAAUUUAUGUAUUUCUUUGUUAUGUGUAACUUUUACAACAAUUUAUCCCAAGCUAAUGUGUUAGAUACAAAAUAAGAGAUACUUUGUAAAAACAAUAUAAAUUUUGAUCUAAUUCCUGACAUGUGACAAAUAAGGGUUUACGGCAACACUUUUUUAAAUAU